GAAAAAAUGGCAGAUUGCUAUCUUGGCGUGGAUGUAGGGACAGGCAGUGUGAGAACCGGUUUAGUAAAUGCAAAUGGUGAAUUAUUGGCGAGGUCAGAAGAAAAAAUUAGUAGAAAGAGUUCAAAACCAGGACAUUAUGAACAGUCAUCACAGGAAAUUUGGAGUGCAGUUAUAUCAACAGUUCGUGCUGUUCUAGAAACAUCCAACACAACGAGGGACUCUAUUAAAGGUAUAGGAUUUGAUGCUACUUGCAGUCUAGUAGUUGAAGAUAAGAAUGGAGUUGGACUACCGGUCGGAGAGGAUCAAGAUUAUGAUAUAAUAAUGUGGUGUGAUCAUAGAGCAUCUGCAGAGGCACAAUUGAUAAACACAACCAAGCACAAGGUACUGAAUUAUGUAGGAGGUCAGGUAUCUCUUGAAAUGCAACUUCCCAAGCUGCUCUGGCUUAAAAACAACAACAAUGACCUUUGGGUCAAAUCUGGAAAUUUUUUUGAUCUUCCAGAUUGGUUGACCUACAAGGCGACUGGUUCAGAUUCUAGAUCUUUCUGCAGUGUUGUCUGCAAAUGGAACUAUCUUGUUGAAAGUAAUUCCAAAGUUAUCGGAUGGGACAAGACCUUGUUUAGGUUAAUAGGGCUAGAAGAUCUGGAGGAAAAUGAAUGGAACAAGAUCGGAAAAAUUAUAUUAAAUCCUGGAAGUCCUGUUGGUCUUGGAUUAUCCAAACAAGCAGCUGAUGAUCUUGAAUUGUUGGAAGGAACUGCUAUUGGAACAUCUUUAAUAGAUGCUCAUGCAGGAGCUUUAGGAAUGCUUAAAGGUGCCUCAAACUUGGUCGGGAACCUUGGCUUAGUCUCUGGUACAUCUACUUGUCAUAUGCUUCUGUCAGAAAACCAAAACUUUGUAGCAGGAGUUUGGGGCCCUUACUGGUCAGCAAUUAUUGAUGGCCUCUGGCUGAUGGAGGGAGGCCAAUCUUUAACCGGAGGCUUGCUAGACUUCAUAAUUCAGUCACAUCCAGCUUAUUCAGAACUUGUAAACAUAUCAGAGCCAGACAAAGUGUAUUCAGCUUUGGAAAAUAGAAUUGAAGAACUAAGAAUAACAAACAGUUUAAAGGAUUCUUCUUUUUUGACGAAGAAGUUUCACAUGACAGUUGAUUUCCAUGGAAACAGAUCACCACUGGCAGAUCCUCAGCUGACUGGAAGUAUGGUUGGGUUAACUGUGACCAAGGACCUGGAGUCUCUUGCUGUUCAAUAUCUAGCUACAAUACAAGGAGUCUGCUAUGGAACCAAGCAUAUUAUACAAGUUCUAUUAGAAGAGGGACAUCAAGUUUGUAAUGUGACAGUAUGCGGGGGUCUUACCAAAUCCAAGCUGUUUCUACAAACAUUGGUAGAUGUAGUACAACUGCCUGUACAUGUACCCGCAGAAAAUGAGAGUGUACUGCUUGGUGCAAGUUUUCUUGGAAUGUCGGCUCAUAAAGGGAUAUCUGUAAAGGAAGUUUUGAAGGCAAUGGAGAAGAUUCCUGGAGUUCAAAAUAUUAUUAAACCUUCUCAGGAUGAAGAAGUACAGAAGUUCCAUACCAGAAAGUACAGAGUGUACAGGAAAAUGAUUGACGAUCAAUUAGAGUACAGAAAAAUGAUGGAGGAGGGAGCUAAUUCGAUGAACAGAACCUAAUAUCAAAUUGGCUCAAUCAAAAAAAAAAAAAACUCAAAUGAUGAU
Messenger RNA from Eurytemora carolleeae, 1704 nucleotides. RefSeq names its product FGGY carbohydrate kinase domain-containing protein. Lineage: Eukaryota; Metazoa; Arthropoda; Copepoda; Calanoida; Temoridae. Bases 7 to 1659 code for a protein of 550 amino acids. Gene Ontology annotation, molecular function: kinase activity; phosphotransferase activity, alcohol group as acceptor. Gene Ontology annotation, biological process: carbohydrate metabolic process. The transcript has 6 exons. The record is from RefSeq and is a predicted model, not a curated record.